GUGUUUCCUGUCAUGUGUCGUGUGUCAGUAUAUUUCAGUAAUUUAUCUGGUUUUAACGAAUAACAACAUUGUAAUAAUAAUAUAUUUGUGCAAUUCUAGACAACUGAAACAGUCGAUCCUACCAAAUAUAUCAACGAAGAUUCAAACAAAAAAAUGCAUUGAAGAAUUGAAUGCCAAACCUUCACGAUGAUUAUCCAAGAACCAGUGCAAGCCUCAAUUUGGCAUUGUUUGAAUAAUUAUGAUUAUAAGGAUGCUAUUUUCCUAGCAGAAAGACUUCACGCAGAAAUUGAUAAUAAUGAAACCUUACAUCUCUUAGCUACUAGCUAUUAUAGGAAUGGUGAAAAAAAUAAAACUUUUCACACAUUGAAGAGCAAAUCAAAUCUCUCAUCGCAGUGUAGAUACUUACUUGGGCUAUGUGCUUUUGAACUAGAAAAGUAUGCUGAAGCAGAAGCUGUGCUGAAAGAAAAUAUAAAGGGGACAAACUUGAAUGAAUUGACAUUGGAAUAUGGAGAUCAAGCAUCAUUUGUACAUUUAUUACUUGGGAAGAUAGCUAAUAAAACAGAAAGGAAGACUAGUGCUAUAGAAUUGUGGUGCAAAGCUUUAGAAGUCAAUCCUUUUUUGUGGUCAGGAUUUGAAGAAUUAUGUAUAGUAGGUCACAAUCCAAAUCCCCAACAAAUUUUUCAGUUAGAAAACUUGCAAAGUUUGUUGAUGUGCCAUGGACAUAAUUUAAAUAAUAUAGAAAGUGCUAUUAUAAAUGAGAAUUUACUUGAUAAGCAAGUUGAAACACCACAAGAAGUAAUUGGCUAUAUAAUAAAAACUCCUCAACAAUUAUUCAAUAAGUUGAAUCUAAUGAAUUCAAACUCUCUCUCUACAUUAGAUGAAAGUAGUCCCUUAUCUAAUCCGCUUGGUAUGUCUGGAUUUGCCCCCAUUCCUCCAACAACAAAGCAAAAAGGAACUCGUUUCAAGCGUGAAAACUCAACGCCGAUGAGUCCCAGCUUUGGAUUCCUCAUCGAUUCUAGCCUUGAUUCAAACACUCCAAAACUUUCUUCCCAGUUGAUGUUAAUGGAAACGAAUGCUUACAAUCAGUCAGUAAACCAAUCUUUUCCAAAGAGACUAAAAUCGCAGGACAAUCUGAUAGCUAGGAAGGAAUCUAUUCUGCAAAACUCAAAACAUUGCAUCUCAGUUACAAAUACAAAAACGCCAACAAUGCAGACCUACCAAAACGUUCGAAGAAGUUCGAGGCUUUUCACCAACAGCUAUUCAGUUAAGGAGAACAACACGUCCCCGAACCAGAACAAAUUCGUUACCCCCAAAUCACCGUCCAAGAAGACUAAGCAGAGGCUGCCCAAGUUCAAUAUGAACAAAAAUAAUUUCCACGAGAUAAACACUAGAAAUUUAAGUAAGACUGAAAAGAGUGAGACAAUCACUUCAGAGAGCAAGAACGAGAACUUACAGAAAGCUAGACAGGCCGGCGAAGAAUCUCAAGAUAAUAAGACUGAAAACAGCUCUCAGAAGAGCAUGUUGAUUCAAAAACAGAGCGCAGAGGGGCUAAUGUUGCUCUUGCGGACUGUGGGGAAAGCUUUCUCCGAAUUGAAACAAUUCAUGAACAGGGAAGCUGUCGAAACUUUCUCGUCACUGCCGAAAAAUCAGUUGAAUACGAUUUGGGUACAGUGUCAGCUGGGUAUAGCACAUUUUGAACUUUCAGAAUACGAUGAAGCCAUCAAAUAUUUCAGUAAAGUGCACGUCCAACAUCCUUACCAGAUGGAAUUCAUGGAUACUUUCUCCACCUGCCUGUGGCAUCUGCAGAAAGAGGCUCAAUUGUCAGCUUUGGCCCAAGAUCUCAUCCGAACAGAUCAGUACUCCCCGAUAACCUGGUGUGUAGCAGGUAAUUGCAUGUCGUUGCACAAAGAGCACGAUUCGGCAAUCAAGUUCUUCCAAAGAGCCGUCCAAUGCGGUCCCAACUACGCUUACGCACACACGUUGCUUGGGCACGAAUACAUUACUACCGAGGAGUUAGAUAAGGCGAUGAGUUGUUUCAGAAAUGCAGUAAGACUGAACCCCCGACAUUACAACGCAUGGUUCGGAAUGGGUACUAUUUAUUCUAAACAGGAACGUUUCAACUUAGCCGAAAUGAACUUUGCCAAAGCUCACCAGAUCAACCCCACAAGCUCGAUCAUACUCUGCCAUCUGGGUAUCAUACAGCAUGCAAUGAAGAAUGAUGAGAAGGCCCUGAACACGUUUGAUCUGGCCGUUAAGACCAAUCCGAAGAGUCCCUUGUGCAAAUUCCACCGAGGAUCGAUUUACUUUGCCAUGAACAGACAUGCGGAAGCUUUGAAAGAACUGGAGGAGUUGCAGCAAAUCGUACCCAGGGAAUCUAUGGUUUACUAUUUGAUCGGGAAAAUUCACAAGAAAUUAGGAAAUACCGAUCUGGCCCUUAUGUACUUCAGCUGGGCGACCGAUCUAGAUCCCAAGGGUGCGAACAACCAGAUGAAGGCAGCUUUCGAUCCACCGAUAGGAGGAAGAAGUGAUCCCAGUAACGAUUCAAGUAAUUCCCCCAACGUUUACCAGUCGGAGAGUCCUUUUGCACCUCAAGGCGAGAGGCCAAGCUUUGUUAGUCUCCUUGAAGAAGAUAGCGAAGAUAGUUUCUGAGUAUUUGAUUUUAUUGAUACUCUGGGAUCAUAGCAUGCUUGUACAUAAAAUCAAUAAUGUUCCCCUUUAUUCUAUUUAUAAACUAUGGAUUCGAUUGAAUAAGUGAUCAAAAAACAUGUGUUUUUUUAUUGUUUGCGGUGUAGUUAUGUGAAUUAAACUUUGACUGAAAAUAGAUGUUUUACCAGAGUGCAACUUUAUAUAUUAUAGGAAAUUGAUUUAUUAGAAUGUGUAUCAACUUCUAAGUCAUGAGUCUACCUCAUAGGAAGAAAUUUAUUAUUUUCUUUUGAAUUAGCUUUAGAUUAAAGAUAUUUUUAAUGUGUUUUAUCUUGCAGUAUUGGCCUAUGAUGCUUGCUUUCGAUAUUUUGACUUGGCUCUGGACUAUCAAGAUAUAAUGCACCUAUAUUAACACUAUCAAAUUAUAUUAAAAUGAUUGUUCAUUUCAAUCUAUAUAUAUAUUGGAUCAGUAUUUUUUUAAUCAUUUCAAUUUUAUGAUUUAUUGAAUGUAUAAAUGUUUUAUCAAUAUAUUAGUAUUUUUUGCAAUGGAA
Molecule: messenger RNA, 3194 nt
Organism: Harmonia axyridis
Lineage: Eukaryota; Metazoa; Arthropoda; Insecta; Coleoptera; Coccinellidae
Gene: Cdc27
Product: cell division cycle protein 27 homolog
Exons: 1
Coding region: 187-2649 (820 amino acids)
Biological process (GO): cell division
Molecular function (GO): protein binding
Source: RefSeq, a predicted model, not a curated record